Aedes aegypti (yellow fever mosquito) is the source of this 5402-nucleotide messenger RNA. RefSeq lists its product as uncharacterized. The transcript has 6 exons. Gene Ontology annotation, biological process: double-strand break repair via homologous recombination; regulation of DNA-templated transcription. The record is from RefSeq and is a predicted model, not a curated record. Bases 145 to 5316 code for a protein of 1723 amino acids. NCBI's taxonomy places the organism in Eukaryota, Metazoa, Arthropoda, Insecta, Diptera, Culicidae.
UCGAAAAUAAUCGAAAUGGGAGAAAAUAGAAGAAAAACCAAAAUAAACAGUCAAAUUUUUCGCCGGUUUACUUCUCGUAUCGCAAUAGUUUUGUAAAAAGAGUAUUAGCGUUUAAAUAUAAUAGAUUAAGUGGAUACUGCAAACAUGGAUGAAGUGCCAGCAAGCCCAGAAUUAGUGAAGAAACGGAAAUCCCGUCGGAAAACGUUACAUUUCAAACAGCGCACGUCUCUUACGCUAAAUCGUGACAGGCCUCCCGAAGUGCAGCAACAGAAUUCAAUAGCUGAGGAUGAUUUACCGGACGAUAGCAGAUUCGACGAACCUGCUGAAGAAUCGAAUGUAGAACCAGAAAUACCCCACGAAAUCAAUCUGCUGUAUUUCGAUGUGGACACCAUGGACAUUGCACAGACUAAUGAAGAUCCGCUGGUGGCUGCUGCUAUCAUAGAAAAGGCUAAUAAAAUUGAACCAGAAAAUACUACACGACCUUCAGAGGAUUUCCUAGCCAAUGUUCAGAAGAAAUUCGUUAGAGUAGAAGAAGUCAUUGAAGCAGACAUAAAGCCGGAACCGGUGGACUCAGUUUCGGAGACUGCGAAGGAAGCAAAUGCAGUUCCGGUGGGUAAAAAGGCAAACUAUAGUUAUACUCAGUUUGAUUUGGACACCCAGAUGAUCGGAAUCUGCGAAGCUGCUGAUAUUAUUGCUGGUUUGAACACCAAUCCGGAACACGAGCUGAACGACUGGAGUAGCCCCUUGAAACAGCAGGAAGAGGGCGAAAUUGUACAGGUAAAACCUGAACCUCAAUCGCAGGUUCGACGACCGGAAACGCCCAUUAAAGAGGAACGAAGAAAGGAUCGCUGGAGCAACGUGAGGCAGUCUUCGUUAUCUAGAAAGUCGAUAUUAAUUCAAGAAUGCCGUACUCCUCCAUCAACUGGCAAUGUGAAAAAGUGCAUUUCUAUGGAUUUCAGCGACGAUUCGGAUAAUGAGUUGACAAUAGAUUUCUCCAAGAUCAAAUCAUCCCAGCUUAGAAGACGACUGGAGAAAAUUCAAAGCUAUAUAGAAAGUCCUCCUCAGGCAGUGCGUAAAACUGCUACUAGAAGAACAUUUUCCAAGAAAAAGCUCCAAAGCCCCCAUACUCCGGUUGCUGUUCGCAGACUUAGUUACGAGAGUACAUAUUCUGACCGAACUAAUGGGAAUGAACUGGAGCCCGUUCGUCUAUCGUCUGACGAAGAAAUGGACUGCUUAAAUGAAACUCAACAAAACCAUCAACCCGAAAGCCAAGCUGUGGUCGACUCCAGUCCGGAGGGCGACAAUUUCGAUUCCAGUUUACUCAUCAAAGCGAACAUAAAUCAACUUUCGCAAUUCUUCUCACAAUCUGUACCAUCGGCUACAAAACCCAAACCCGAUUCUGAAUCUUUGACAAAAGAACCACCGUUUUUCGGAUUUCCCCCAGAACCAUCGUCUCCGAUUUCCUUAACUUCGGACCCAGGCGGCUCACCGAAAGUUCUGAAUAUAGCUUGGUUGUUUCGAAAUGAUUCUGAAACGGAAAGCGAAGGUGAAUUGACAAGGUUCACUUCUGAGAAACACAUUCAUCGUCUGCUGGAUGAUGAUGACGAUUUUCUUGUACAGCUGAAUCCAGCAAAUAAAAAAGAGGAAUCGAUGGAAACGGUGAAACGUGGGUCACCAAACGAAAAGAAACAAGCUUUCUGCGAUGCGGAUUUUGUCAUGCCUUUACCACCGGUCCAAGAGUAUGGCAAUAGACCAAAAACUUUGUCAGCCAGCCUUGCAACAGAAUGUGACCUACCCCCAGCCAGCAAUGACACAUGGGAACCCCAUGUGUUCCCAUCCGCUGGAAACAUUGGAGUCAAAAUAUCCGACAUAGCUUUGGCUAAAGCUCGCACUAUCUGUGAUCAAAAAGAAAGAAAAUACGAUAAAGAUAAAGCUUUCCACAUCGCUUCGCGUGUCGAGACAUGCGCAGUUUCCAUUCCGGAAAAGCCAUCUUUCGGCGGGUUUUGUACGGCAGGCGGUAGUAAGGUACACAUUUCGGUCGAGGCCCUUGCAAAAGCCGAACAAAUAUGGAAGGAAAAUGAAGAAAAUGUGGACAUGAAUUCACCUUACGGAAGCAUCAUUGGAGGUUCUGAUUGGCCCAAACCGACGAAAAUGAACGAUAAACCGGAAAUAGCACAGCAAUCGUUUGAUGGGUUUCAAACUGCUGGAGGAAGCCGUGUACAAGCAUCAGAAAAAGCUUUGGCAAAAGCACGGCAUAUUUUAGAUCAGAUUGAGUCUGAGAUGGAAACUGCAGAUAAAGUCCCCGAUAAUAGAGGAAGUGAUUGCUUCGGAUUUCAGACAGCUGGUGGUAGCACGAUAAAAGUAUCUGAUAAUGCCAUGUCGAAGGCGCAAUCGAUUCUCAGACAAAUAGAGCUUGACAUAGAAAACGAAAUAAGUGUUACUGAUGAAGAUCCUCUAAGCAAAAGAGAACCGAUAAAUGUUUCAGAUUCUACCAAAGCUCAAGCAAUAUUUCGUGAAAUUGAAAAUAAAUCAACCAAAGCUGAGCCUAGUAAUAGUAUAAAACGUCUUCGUGAUGCAAAUGGUUGUGGAACAGAAACGCCUCCCAAAAAGUACAAACCAGAGCAAAGUUGCAAUAAUGUCGUUAACAAGUUCUCUACUAGCACGCCAAACUUACAUGGUAAAGCAACAAACUCUUCAGUUCGUCAAAACGGAAAGCAUGAGCUAGAUCACUUUUUUGGAGAUCUAGAUGACCACGAGUUCCAGCAGCUGUUCUGUGGAUCGGAGGCAACCGCCCCAUAUAGCCAUAGAGCUCGUCCUAUGAAGCAAGUUCGGCUCUCAAAUCGCUUCGAUGAAUGUGACAAGGCGAAUGCUGACGACCAUCAUGUACCAGGGGAAGCUCAUUGGGAUGAUAGCUUUGGAGACGUCGUUGCCAAAUUGAAUUCAGACGAAGGAUUAAAAGUUGCCCCACAUAUAGCAGAAGCCAGGAAGCUGUCCAUGCAACGCCAACAGAGUUACAUUGAAAAUAAACCACUGGAAGAGCGGAGGCCAAGGUUGACCGAGUUCAUUAGCAAGAAACAGAUGAUUGGAAGAUCGACUCUGCGACAGUUUGUUGAAAACAGGAAUCCUUCGGCAGAACCCUGCUCUGUCCCAGAAAAGCUACGAGACGUGAAUGCUGAUAAUGCGAUGAACUUUAAGUUCGAUAUGAUUGAAUUUUACACUAAAACUGAGUGCUUGGAAAACGUAGAUGGCAUUGUGCUAGGUGAUUCAAAUACAACUACUCUUUUCUUCAAUGAACGCUGCCAAGCAGGACUUCCGGAGUUCAAGCUAGCUUUCUUGGCAUCUCCAGGUAUCGAUCCAGCACUAGUUCCUGCAGGGUGGAUCGAAAACUGCUGGGUGUGGACCAUUAUAAAACUAACGUCAAUGGAACGCAAUUUACCGGACUAUUUCCAUGGGAUUACAACGCUAGAAAAUAUGUUCAAUCAAAUUAUGUAUCGGUAUCAUUUAGAAAUCGAUAGUGCCAAACGUUCUGUGAUAAGGAAAAUGCUGGAAAAGGACGACAUCGCCAGUAAACGAAUGGUUCUUUUUGUAUCACGAAUAUUUCGUGGAUCAGAUCCAUUUGAAGUAGAGAUUGAGCUCUGCGAUGGAUGGUAUCCCAUCAGAUCAGUAUUGGAUUUUCCUCUAACUCAAGCCAUACUCAAUGGGAAAAUUACAAUCGGUACCAAACUUAUGAUUCAAGGAGCAGAAUUAUUAAAUCUCAACGAAGGAUGUUCACCUUUGGAAGUUCCGGCAGAUGUGCGGUUGAAAAUCCACGCAAAUUCUACUCGUAGAACUAAGUGGGACACUCGGCUUGGAUUGUAUAAAGUGCCUUUGAAUUUUGUGAUAUCUGCAGACGACGUUCUUGACCGCGGAGGACUCAUUGUUAGUUUAGAAGUAAUAAUCCUACGAGUGUACCCAUUGAUGUUCGUCGAUAAGACUCAGCGAGAUGCUCUUGGAUCUGUAUUGCGUUCGGAACGAGUUGAAAGACGCAGGACAUUGGAGAGUGAUAGCAAUCGUUUCGAGAGCUUCCAAGCACUAUUCAGUCAAAUUCAGAAGGAUGUACAGGCGGAAAAAGUUCAACCAAAUGGUCGUCGCCUGAUCAGCAAACUAACGCGUGCAACAACUACGGCUGAGUUGGUGGAGCUGAUGGAGGCCGGUUUGGAUGUUUCUUGCUUAGAGAUCGAACUUACUAGUACCCAACGGGAAGCCAUCAUGGACCACCAGCGGCGUAAGCAGGAAGAGUGCCUCCAAGAAGUGAAUCGACGUAUCAAAGAACGCAUGAGUAGCGCUGAAAGCAAACGCAAAGUGAGUUCAUUGCUAAAAAUGCGAAUCACAGAUGCCCGAAAACCAGAAAAAGUGCUUCUUCUAUCCAUAUGGCGACCACCGGAGGAACUUUGCGACUUGUUUCAAGAGUCAACGGUGCUAGAAAUAAGGAAUGUCACUGCUAAUGGAACACGAAACGGCGAAGUGCAGUUGACAGCAGGUAAAAACAGUUCCUUUAAACCUUUGGAUCAGCGGCAACGUGAGCUCCCGGUUCAACAAAUGAGAACUUUGACGAGGAUAGCUGAUAUAGACGCUUCAAAUUUCCGGCCAAUGUUCAAUGAAUUCGAUACGAUUGGCAUAGUCAUCCUGGUUGGUGCCAUAGAAAGCAAAAAAUUUCAAACAGUGUAUUUGGCAGACAUUGACAAAAAUUUACUUUGCGUAAAUUUUUGGUCCGGAAUAAAGGAAUACGCAUACGAAGAUGUCGUAAGAGAACGAGUAGUACUCUGUAUAUCCAAUCUCCAGUGGCGAACGAUUAAUGCGCUUAGUGUAAUUCCAACCGCGUUCGCUACCGAAUACACUACUUUUAGUGAACAUUCCAAGUCAAAACACUUCGUUGAAGAGUUUCAAAGUUUACACGCCACCCUGAAAGAUGUAAAUCUGGAGGUGUUUUACGAUGAGUGUAGAUUUAAAAUAGCAGAACUGAAGGAUAAAAAACUUCCACGAUACAACGGCUUCCAAACACCAUUACGAAAAAGUUCAACUACUACUCCAAUGCGAUGCAUACCCGGAGCCAGUAUGAACGCCAAUACUGCCACACCAUCUGAUUUCUCUCCUGGCGUUGGACAACCUGUUAGCUUGCAAAAACGAAAAUUGGAGCAGCUGGCUGCAUAUAAUAGUCCCCCAAAGCUGAGUCCCAUCAUUAUGCGAUACAAUCCACGCGUGCGAAAAAAUUUUAAAACUCCCGCGAAGUUGGAGGAUCGAAUCAAUCAGAUAGGUGAAGAUGAUUCGUUAUGUUGAUUAUUAAUGUUCAUUGAUUGUCACUAUCAACGUUUUAAUAGAUACGGGUUUUCUUAUUAAAGUUAUUGUGUUACUGUAUUUACAAA